This is a messenger RNA of Triticum turgidum subsp. durum (durum wheat), 2301 nucleotides long. The record is from the annotation of a GenBank genome assembly. NCBI's taxonomy places the organism in Eukaryota, Viridiplantae, Streptophyta, Magnoliopsida, Poales, Poaceae.
AUGGAUCCCGGCGAAGGCGGUUCCCCUGCCGCUCCAUCGACUUCCGUUGCAGCCCCAGCAUUCCGUGCAGGCGCGGACGCGGACACGAGGGAGGACGCCGGGAAGCAGGUGGUGGUGAUUCUCGUCGGCCCCCCGGGCAGCGGCAAGUCCACGUUCGCCGAGGCCGUCAUGGCCGGUGCCGCCGCUGCUGGCCGCCCAUGGGCCCGCGUCUGCCAGGAUACAAUUGGAAAGGGCAAAGCUGGAACCAAAAUACAGUGCUUGAAGGCCGCAGCGGACGCUUUGAAGGAGGGAAAGAGUGUUCUCAUUGACCGAUGCAACUUGGAACGAGAGCAGCGCUCUGAUUUUGUGAAGCUUGGCUGCACGGUACAAGCGGAUGUGCAUGCUGUUUUCUUGGAUCUUCCUGCAAAGGUUUGCAUCUCACGCUCAGUUAGCCGGACUAGCCACGAAGGAAAUGUGCAGGGCGGAAUGGCUGCCAUGGUUGUGAACCGCAUGUUGAAGAACAAACAGGCACCCUUGCUGACUGAAGGUUUCAGUCGGAUCACGUUCUGUACGGAUGACGAUGACAUUAAGAAGGCAGUUGACAUGUAUAGUGCUUUAGGGCCUUCACAUAGUCUUGCUUCAGGAGUAUUUGGUCAGAAGAGCAAAGGGCCCGUACAAACUGGUAUAAUGAAAUUUCUCAAGAAGGCAGAUACUUCUAGCGUCAACAAGUCCAGUGGAACUAUGGUUACAUCAAGUGAAAGAAAGACAGGGCAGCAAAAUACAACGUUGAAACAGGAGAACCUUGAAGCUGGUGGCGCCUGUUCAAUGCAAGUAGAAAAGAAGUUGGAUAACCUGAAGGAAAAAGGAGAACAAAGUAAGGAAAGGGUUUCUUCUGACACCAGUUUGUGCACUCUGGCAUUUCCAUCGAUUUCUACUGCCGACUUCCAGUUCGAUCUUGAGAAAGCAUCUGAGGUUAUAGUAGAUGCAGCUACUGAUUUCGUGCAGAAGCAUGAUAAUGUAAGACUAGUUCUUGUUGACUUGAGCCAAAAAUCAAGAAUAUUGUCAUUAGUCAAGGACAAGGCUGCUAAGAAGAGCUUUGACUCCAGCAGAUUUUUCACAUUUGUGGGAGACAUCACUCAGUUGCACUCCAAAGGAGGUCUUCAAUGCAACGUCAUUGCUAAUGCUGCCAACUGGAGGUUAAAACCUGGAGGUGGAGGGGUUAAUGCAGCUAUAUUUAAUGCUGCUGGAGAAGCUUUACAGCAUGCAACCAAGGAAUGUGCUGACACGUUGAGACCUGGUAACUCUGUUGCUGUUCCACUUCCAUCAACUUCCCCUCUGCAUCAACAGGAAGGGGUGACCCAUGUCAUACAUGUGCUCGGACCAAAUAUGAACCCAAUGCGUCCAGAUUGUCUGAAGAAUGACUAUACCAAAGGGUGUAACGUUCUUCGUGAGGCAUAUAAUUCAGUUUUUGAGAACUUUGCAUCCAUUGCUCGGAGCUACCCAGGGAAGCAGAAUGAUGAAACUUCAUCAAGGAAGUCAGCAUCUGGAGUGAUUUCACCUAAUGAUUCAAAAACGAAGCGAGAGGGCAUCGAUGAUUCUGAAAGGACCAAAAAGUAUAACUCCAUGGGUUCAUCUGAUGCUCCAAACCAAGCAAGAGAGGAAGACAACAAGAAGAAUGGUGGGGUCACCAACAAGACUUGGGGAUCCUGGGCACAAUCCCUUUAUGAGGUUGCCAUGCACCCAGAAAAAUAUAAGAACGCGGAUUCUAUCCUUGAGAUAUCUGAUGAAUUUGUUGUUCUGAAGGACCUCUAUCCCAAGGCCAAAAGGCAUGUGUUGGUGAUAUCUAGGACAGAUGGUCUUGAUUCUCUAGCAGAUGUCAAGAAAGUGCACUUACCACUGCUUAGGAGUUUGCAUUCAGCUGGGCUGAAGUGGGCACAUAAGUUCCUAGAGGAAGACGCAUCUCUGACGUUCAGGCUUGGAUAUCAUUCGGUUCCGUCCAUGCGGCAGUUGCACCUCCAUGUCAUAAGCCAGGAUUUCAACUCACCCAGCUUGAAAAACAAGAAGCACUGGAACUCCUUCACCAGUGCAUUUUUCCUUGAUUCUGUUGAUGUCAUGGACGACGUUGACCAGCAUGGAUCUGCGACUAUCAACCCUGAUGAGAAGCUUCUCGCAAUGGAGCUAAGGUGCCACAGAUGCAGGAGCGCCCACCCAAAUAUUCCCAAGCUCAAAUCCCACAUCGGGGCCUGCAAGUCCCCCUUCCCCUCCCAUCUUCUGAAGGACAAGCUGUUGUCAGUUUCGACGGGGCGCACGGGCUGCAGUUAG